Molecule: messenger RNA, 3205 nt
Organism: Corythoichthys intestinalis (scribbled pipefish)
Lineage: Eukaryota; Metazoa; Chordata; Actinopteri; Syngnathiformes; Syngnathidae
Exons: 11
Coding region: 191-1306 (371 amino acids)
Biological process (GO): positive regulation of GTPase activity
Cellular component (GO): cytoplasm; intracellular membrane-bounded organelle; plasma membrane
Molecular function (GO): GTPase activator activity; phosphatidylinositol bisphosphate binding; phosphatidylinositol-3,4,5-trisphosphate binding
Source: RefSeq, a predicted model, not a curated record
CAGAAUUUACGCGCAGACAGUUUACCAAGCAUGGACGCGUUCGCUCUGUGAGAACUUUGCCAUCGUGUUAGUCCAGUAUCAGGUGCUUUCUAGCGGGCUAUAGCAAGGAGGAAACACACUCUGGAUCUAUCUAUCACAGACCACAGGCCACCAGUUUUUAUUUUUCUGUCUUCUGAUAAAGUUCACGUCAAUGUCUACCCGAGCACUCAGGGAGAUCCUGCAAAGGGCAGGAAAUGACACCUGUGCAGACUGUGGGGCUCCAGAUCCUGACUGGGGCUCGACCUCAUUGGGGGUGUUCAUCUGCCUGGCCUGUUCCGGCAUCCACCGUAACAUUCCUGACAUCAGCAAAGUUAAAUCAUUGAGUCUUUCCCACUGGGAGGACCACGAAGUCCAGUUUAUGGCAGAGAACGGAAAUGAGCGGAUGAAGAGCAAAUACGAGGCUGCCGUUCCCUUCUACUACUAUAAGCCGUCGCACAAAGACUGCCAGGUGUUGAAAGAGCAGUGGAUACGAGCAAAGUACGAGCGCAAUGAAUUCAGCGAGCCUGGAAAAACGUUUACGUACGAGGAAGCCACCAGGGAUGGCACCUUGAUGAAAAUGGGGCGGGACAACGGGCAGUUCCUUACCAGGCGUUUCGUCCUCUCCGAGCGUGAGGGCACGCUCAAGUACUUCACCAAAUAUGAUGCCAAGGAGCCCAAAGCGGUGAUAAAGGUGGACAGCAUCAAUGCAACCUUCCAGCCUGAGAAGAUUGGACACCCUAACGGCUUGCAGAUCACAUACCUCAAAGACUAUAGCACCCGCAACAUCUUCCUUUACCACGACAGCGGCAAGGAGAUUGUCGAUUGGUUCAAUUCUAUCCGAGCUGCUCAGCUUCACUAUAUGAAGGUGGCCUUUCCUGGAGCCACAGAUGCUGAGCUGGUUCCCAAACUCACCCGCAACUUCCUGAAGGAGGGCUACAUGGAGAAAACAGGUCCCAGGCAAACUGAAGGCUUCAAGAAGCGAUGGUUUACUUUGGACCAAAGACGACUCAUGUACUUUAAAGACCCUCUGGAUGCCUUCGCCAAGGGCGAGGUAUUUUUGGGCAGCAAGGAGCACUACAGCGCGUCACCCGGUCUGCCCGCCGGCACCUACUGCAACGGCGCAUGGCAGCAUGGCAUCACCAUUGUCACACCUGACCGCUGCUUCCUAUUUACGUGUGAGACGGAGACAGAGCAGCAAGACUGGCUCAAGCUCUUCAAUGACGUCAUGAAUGCGCAAAUGUCUCCACAGGAAUACACCAUGGAGGCAUUGUUCAAGCACAGACACUGACCCAAAGCUCACCAAACAACAAAGAAAAAAGAGGACUGAGGAGAACAGGCAACAAGUGGUACAUCAUUUCAUCAUUUAGUAGUCUAACAGCGCCAUCCAAUGGUUAUUUUUUUCUGUAAUUUCUGAACUCCAGCAAUCUACCAUCUAGAUUUUGGGAGGUUUUUUUUAGAUCAGGGUUUCAUAACCUUUUUGACCUUCCAGCUCCUAUUUUUUAGUGCUCCAAAGUUGCCAACAUCAGUUCAAAUCAUUAGUUGUGUAGACUUUCAUUACAUUUGUAUUCCAAAACUAAAUCAAAUCCUUCCAAGUUAAACAAAAAAUCAAAAGUACAUAAUACUUAAUACAGUGAAUAAUAAUAUGAUAAGGUGAUCAUUUAUAUGCAUGCAAAGUAAUAAUUGCAUAGUAAUAAUUAUUAUCAUUAUUAUUAUUAGUCGUAGUAGUAAUAAUAGUAAACCCCGCACAUUGUGCAAGAGUUCAAUCACGUACUGCUACAUCGAUAAGUGUGCAGCAAGAAGUACCAAUACACGCCAAGCUCAUAGCCCUUUCAGCCCAUUAACUAAACUGAAAUUAUUUUGUGGCCUACUAGAUGGCAAUCACGUCCUAAGCAAUCAAAAAUCACAUUCCUGCAGUUAAGACUCAGUGCUUCUCAAUUACAGUAUUUCUAUUACGCCCCCCCCCCCCCCCCCCAGGAUGACGUAAAUGUUUCACAUCCCCCAUCUCUCUGCCAAAACUGUAAAUGUGUCUUUAAAAUUAUCAUAAACACAACUUUCUGCUUAACAUUGUGUGUUUGUUAACAUUAAAGGGAAAAAAAAGUAAUAUAGAUCAAUACAGUAUAACUUUAUAACUGUUUUUUUCCCAGAAAAGACAAUGCACAUCAAUUUGCCUAAAUAAAAAAAAAAAAAGUCACAUUAUAUAUGUAAACUUACACUCAAGGUACAUUUUUUGACCAUUUGAUACUGAAAAAUAAAAUUUAAUAAAAUCAAUAAAUAAUUAUAAAUUCAAAUUGAUUGGCAACAUUAACACAGAGUACACUGUAAUUAUAGAACAAAAACGACAGUGUCAUUAGACAGAGGGACUGUUUUUAUUUUUGCUGCAGGCAGUAUCAGCUCCUUUGCUAUGAUGUAGUAGGGUUAUUUUUCACUGAGCAACUUCAUGUGCCACCUUUGACGAUGCUAACUGUGUUCACUGGUUUACUGAUAUGACACUCACUAAGUGGGACGAGUAAUGGCAAUAUUCAGCACGUUUUCGCGUAAAAAAAAAUUAAGCGGCUUAUUAAUCUGAUUGGAGUCAAAUGUCUUUAAGUGGUGUUUUAAUUGAUUUGGCUUCAUGUUGUCUCCCACUGUAUUAAAAGUGAAGCCAUACGUUACAUACGCUUCAUCAUAUUUCCUCGUCUUAGCUCUUCAUAUCUUAGUGCUCGUUGUUGUGUGCUCUUGUUUGGUUCAAAAAUACUGCGGUCACUCUGAAAAUGAGAGUGCCACUGCCACCCACUGAGUGGAUGUGAAAUUACUCUUAAUUGUAGUACGGCAAAAAAGUAUGUUCGCCGAGGUCACAUGCUCCCCAACCCCCCAACAUCACUUUGCACGCCCCACUAUUUGAGAAGUACUGAGUUAAGUGAAAUCCAUGACACAGGUGUACGCUGCUUAAAUACACCAUUCAAUUUUAAAUAUCUUUUAAACUUUUUUAAAAUUGUCAAAACUAAAUGCAGUACAUAUAUUAUGUUGAGUGAGACCAAGUACAAUAGAUGAUACAAAACAUUAAACGAACUGAAGUGAAAAAUCUGUGACAUAGAACCACCAUCUUGAAUAUGUUUGGUGCGUGUGUUUAUAUUUUCUGGAGUGGCUUACUUUUUCUUUUACAACACUCAAGACAAAACAUGGUUAAUGCCCAAUAAAGUUAUUUGAC